GUUUAUAUACGGUGAAACUGCCUUUUUCAUCAGAACAUAACAAGAGUCCUUUUUAAACGAUGCAAUAUUCCUCUGGAUUGUUUUUCAUUGACCUAUAAUAAUAGCCACUUAUGAAUUAUUGAGCAGAGAACCAUUGCAAAAUGGCGGAAAGGGAAUCUAUACCACAAAUAAGGACAAUGGGAAGACAAAGCGUCAUUGACAUUUACAGAGCCCUUGAUAUGUUUCUAAAAAGUGAUGGUUACAGAAAAGAUCUUGAAAUCGAACUUGAAAAAUCAAACCCAGGGUUUAUUAAAGAUAUUGAUAAGAGGAUAAUUGAUAUGGAGAAAUCUGAUCAUGGGAUUGUAAUAGCAGGUGAAACAAGUGCUGGAAAAUCAACAUUGCUCAAUAUGAUUCUGCAAAAGAAUAUUUUUAUUGGUCAUACAAUGGAGUCUACUUCAACAAUAUGUAAGAUACGUAAUUUGGAUAGAGUAAGAAUAAUUACCAAGCGCAAAGAUGAACAGAUCGAGGAACCUGAAAUUGAUCUAACAGACAGAUGUGAUUUAACAAGCGAACGCGGUGUUGAGCUGCUCAGAACGCAUUUAGAAAAACUAACGGACAAGACUUCGUCGGAGAAUAGCGUCGAAUUUGAAUGUGUUGAUGUAGGAUUCCCGAUCCCUUUUCUUAAGGGAAACGCUAUUCUAGUGGACACACCUGGCAUCGGAGGAACAGGGGAUGUAACCCCAAAGCUCAUGGAAUACCUGCCUAACGCCGUGUCAUUUAUAUUUGUUAUUAAUAUUGACAGUGCUGGUGGGAUGCAAAGUGAUAGGCUUCCAGUGAUAUUGCAUUCAAUCAAUGAGACACAAAUAAAGAACGAGAUGCCUUGCUUUGAUCCAGAAGACGUUAUUUUUAUAACCAACAAGUGGGAUAGUAUCAGAAGCCAAUUUGAUGUUGAAAAAGAACGAGAGGAGCUGUGGGAAAAAAUCAAAAUUGAUUUGAAAAAAAAAUGGCCCAAUGUUAAAGACUCACACAUUUUCAGAAUGAAUGUAUUAGAUGUUGACUUGGGUGCCGACAACGAAAAUACUUCAACAAAAGAGUUCAAAAAAUUUAAAGACAUCCUCUUUGCUAAUGUUGAAAAGGCUAACGACAUUAGAAUUAAGCGACACUUUGGAUUCUUGCAAGAGUUGUUGAAGAAUGUUUCAAAAGGUCUGAACGCAAGACUACAAUUGGGGAAAAAGAGCGCAAAGGAACAACAUGCUAUGCAAAAAAUCCACCUGCAAAGCUUAAAAAACUUGAAAAUGGAAUGCAAAACGAUGAGACAAACAGUACCUAAAAAAAUUGAUAAAGCAAUAGAGGUCAUCGUAAAUGAGUGCUUUGUUUACAUGUCAUCCGAAUCGGGAAAAGAGCACAUUUUAAAUCCCAAAUGCCGUACUCCUAUGAUGGAUGUUCAAUGGACAUCGGGAUUCUUUGUCGAAGAAAUCAAGUCAAGAAUUAAUAUCUAUAUUGAGGCAUUCUUGCAAUCCCCUGAUGUUUUACAGAAAUUUGAAGACAUAAGAACCGAAAUUAUUGAUUUUUAUAAAAGGGUAUCUGUAGAUCUUUCAUCAUUGGAAGCCGAUUGGGCUUGUGUGAAGAAACAUGAAUUCAGCUGUGGCAAAAGCAUGGCCGAUCCUUUUAAGGAAUUUAAUGAAUUUCCAUUACCCCUUCAAAUAUCCAUAUUGGCUGUUUCAAUCGUUAUAACGGCUGCUGUUGCAGCUUGUCUUCUUUUAUUAAGUCCUGUACUUGGCCCGGCUCUGAUGCUCAUGAAUACCGACGAUGCUAAAAGGGAAGUCAUAGACAGGGUAUACAACGCAAACACUGCUAUCUUCUAUCCGGAGCCAGAUCCAGCGACAUCUUGAAGAAAGAAGUGGCAACGCCCUAAAUUUGCUGGUAGAAAAAGUGUCAGAACGCUUGCUUCCUAAUCGAAUUCAUUUCUUAGAAACAAUGAUUCAACAACUAUCGAAUUCGCGUGAGGAAGUUCUGGCGAAUAUAGAGUCCAUCAGCUAUCUCGCAAGCAAACUUGAAGCCAUGAGAAUGUCCGCAGAAGAUUUACAGUCUACUUUAAUGGACGAAAUAUAAACUAAUGCAGAUUGUAAGGAGAUGGUCUACUUUAUUAAAAGAAUCAUUUUUGUUGGAAAUAAUAUCAUAAAACUUGCUUGCGGUUUACGAUUAAUGUAUACUAAAAUACAAAUGAUUACUUAUCAACUUAUACACUUGAACAAGGUAAUAAACGUAUGUUUUUUUUCAUUUACAGAACUGAAAAUGAAACUGCUUCUAUUUGAAAAUGCAUUACUAUAAUCAUGCUUAAAGUAUAUAUUUAUACAUGUAUGUAGUUUCAUUUUAUUGUUUUACAGGAUACAUAUAAAUACAUAUAUCAAACAACUAACGUAAAAAUGAAAACAAAAAGAUAAUUUAGUGAAAAAAAAACCCAGGUGGUGAUAACUAAAAAAAUAAAGAUUUUGUAGUUAUUGAACUGCCACUAAAACAAAAAAAACCAUUAAAAACAAAAAGUGCGUUUGUUGGAAUAUGAACAUUUCAAUUGUUACAAUUUAUAAAUGAGAGAACUUUUGUGUUUUUCAUUAUGUUCUUGUUGUUUGAUAACAUAUUACGGCACUGAGAACAAUUUGUGAGAAAUAUUUGUCCAUGAACACAAUUAACCGUAGAUUAAUUCAUUUUUUGUGCCGUCGCUCCUCUAACACAGCAGUCUGUGCGGACAAAUUGAAUACCGCAUGUUAGCGAUUUAUGAUAAUCUGUCUGCACAGCCUGGUGUGUUAUAGGACCGACGACGUCCAACAUAAGCAUUUAAUGUUUAUAUUUUUAUUCAUUGAUGUUAUUGGUAUGUAAAAGUUUGCCGUUUUAAAGCCUUUUUUUUAAGUUCUUAAUUAGGGAUAUGAAUAGAUGGAGCAGCCAUAAAAAACAUAGUAUUUAAUUCUUUCGCUCCCAAAUAUAUAGUGACAGGAACAUUCUUAUUUUCUUAUAUUUUAUAAGUACAUAUCAAAUUGGUUAAUUUAAAUGUGAAACUUUCAUUUAA
This is a messenger RNA of Magallana angulata, 3043 nucleotides long. RefSeq lists its product as uncharacterized. NCBI's taxonomy places the organism in Eukaryota, Metazoa, Mollusca, Bivalvia, Ostreida, Ostreidae. The transcript has 9 exons. Bases 141 to 1871 code for a protein of 576 amino acids. The record is from RefSeq and is a predicted model, not a curated record.